This is a messenger RNA of Racocetra fulgida, 621 nucleotides long. NCBI's taxonomy places the organism in Eukaryota, Fungi, Glomeromycota, Glomeromycetes, Diversisporales, Gigasporaceae. The record is from the annotation of a GenBank genome assembly.
GCUAGUCAGCUCGCAAGACUUCGUCAUCCUUCACUACUUGAAGUUGUUGAGGCAGUAGAAGAAUCAAGAACUGUAAUUACAUUCGCAACAGAACCGAUUUUAGCAUCUCUUGCUAAUUUACUUGGAAAUACUGAAAAUUUAUCAAUGGUUCCUGAUGAUAUCAAAAACUUUGAACUGGAUGAGUUAGAGAUUCAGAAAGGCUUAUUGCAAGUUGGCAAAGGCCUUCAAUUUUGUCAUAAUGAUGCAAAAAUUGUUCACUCAAAUCUCGUUCCAGAAGCCAUAUUUGUAAAUAUUAAGGUGUAUUCACGACCGGACUAUGAAUAUCCUGAUUAUGAUUCACGGAUACCAUGUUAUGCUCAAAAAAAUUAUGAUUAUAUGGCUCCAGAGUUUGUGUUAGAUGAAUCACUUGAAUUUGCAAAUGAUAUGUUUGCUCUUGGUUGUUUAAUAUACACAGUACAUAGUCAUGGAAGACCUCCAAUGGAAAAUCGCAAUAGUAUACAUAAUUAUCGAAAGAAUAUUGAAAGGUUAUCAUCGACUAAGUAUGACCAUCUUCCUUAUCAUCUUCAUGGUCAUGUAUCAUUUGAUAACUCGUUACCCAUCACAGAGAAUGACUGCUGCUGA